AUGGCGCCACCCUCCUCGCGCACAGAAGUCCUUGAGCAUUUAAAGAACCAGGUAAAAAAUGGCAAACCAAUCGUGGGUGCUGGAGCCGGAACCGGCUUGUCCGCAAAAUUCAUUGAAGCAGGUGGUGCGGAUCUAAUCAUUAUCUACAACUCUGGUAGAUUUCGGAUGGCUGGACGUGGCUCCCUCGCAGGUCUUAUGCCAUAUGGUGAUGCAAACGCGGUCGUGGUAGACAUGGCCAAAGAAGUACUCCCCGUAGUGAAUGACACUGGAGUUUUGGCUGGGGUGUGUGGCACAGAUCCAUUUCGAAUCAUGCCGCAAUUCCUUGCACAAUUGAAGGGGAUGGGCUUUUGUGGUGUCCAGAACUUCCCGACAGUCGGUUUGAUUGAUGGCACAUUUCGAGCAAAUCUGGAAGAGACGGGAAUGGGCUAUGACAAGGAGGUGGAUAUGAUUGCCGAGGCGCAUAAAUUGGAUCUUCUUACGACCCCUUACGUGUUCAACGUCGAUGAGGCUGAGCGUAUGACCAAGGCUGGGGCGGAUGUCUUAGUCUGUCAUAUGGGCUUGACGACAUCUGGUUCGAUUGGAGCUAGGACUGGCAAGUCACUAGACGACUGCGUCAAAUUGAUCCAAGAGAUGGGAGAUGCGGCGACCAAAAUCAACCAUGAAAUCUUGGUACUUUGCCACGGCGGUCCAAUCGCAGAGCCCAAGGAUGCCGAGUAUGUCCUUAGCCGUACGAGAGGUAUUCACGGUUUCUUCGGAGCCUCGAGUAUGGAGAGGCUACCUGUUGAAAUUGCCAUUUCCAACACGACCAGAGAAUUCAAAGAUUUGCAGAUUAACCAGCCAUGA
Molecule: messenger RNA, 843 nt
Organism: Exophiala bonariae
Lineage: Eukaryota; Fungi; Ascomycota; Eurotiomycetes; Chaetothyriales; Herpotrichiellaceae
Gene: TM1
Product: ToMV susceptible protein tm-1(GCR26)
Exons: 2
Coding region: 1-843 (280 amino acids)
Molecular function (GO): catalytic activity
Source: RefSeq, a predicted model, not a curated record